AAAAACUGAAAAUCUCCUGAAGUCCGAUCUGGACUUUCAGGUCCUGGUUCUGGUUCUGGUUCUGACCGAGGAUUACAGGCUCUGAGAUGUUUCUGCAGCAGCAGCUGCUGGUUCUGGUUCUGGUUCUGGUUCCGGUUCUUCUCGGUUCCCAGCAUGUCUCAGGACUGUUGGUGGAGGUGUUUGAGGGGGCGGAGUCUGUCCAGUUGCCCUGUCAGGUCAAGGUUUCUCAGUCUAAUGGUUCUACAGCCGUUUGGGACCAAGAUGACUUGAGGAUCCCUACGAUCCAUGUUCGCCAGCCGGAUGGCGAUUACCUGAAGGACCAGAACCGGCGCUAUGAAGGCCGGACGGCCAUGAUGGAGGACGCGCUGCAGACCGGAGACCUCAGUCUGACCCUGAGGAAACCCACCUUCACCGACAGCGGGACCUUCACCUGCACCGUCCGCAGGCUUGGAGAAGAGCUGCACCAGCAGGCCGUGGAGCUGCAGGUCAAAGAAGCUCCUCCUCCAGUCUGGCCCUGGGUUCUGGUGGUUCUGGUGGUUCUGGUGGUUCUGGUGGUCGCUGCUGUUGGUUUGAUGUACAGAUUAAAAAAGAGGCUCACAGCAGUGCUUCCAUCUGAGACGGUGGAGAUCAGAGAGGGACUGAAGUCUGUCCUGCUGCCGGUUAAAACUCAGAAACGUCUUCACAGCGUCAGAGUGGAGUGGAGCCGUCCUGGGCAGAGGAACGUCACGGUCCAUGUGUCCCAGAACGGCCAGACUCAGUCUGAGCAACAGGAGGACGUCUACCGAGGACGGACCAAGAUGAAGACAGACCUGCAGGACACCGGAGACUUCAGCCUGACCCUCAGGGUCCCCCAGAUCCACGACUCUGGGGUCUAUGACUGCCUGGUCUCCAGAGGAGGAGAAAAGCUGCUGCAGAAAACUGUGACUCUCAGGGUCAAAGAGAGCCUGAUGGAGGAGGUGGAGGUCGCAGACAGAGACGCGUUUGUCCGUCUGCCGUUUCAAACCGCAGCUGACCUGCCUGCAGACAGCAAAGUGGUGUGGAGCCGCACCGACCAGCAGAACUCUGUCCACGAGUAUCAGAACCAUCACAACCAGCCAGACAGACAGAACCAGGAGUAUCUGAACCGGACCCAGAUGAGUCCUGAUGCUCUGAGGACCGGAAACCUCACCUGA
Messenger RNA from Poeciliopsis prolifica (blackstripe livebearer), 1172 nucleotides. RefSeq names its product V-set domain-containing T-cell activation inhibitor 1-like. NCBI's taxonomy places the organism in Eukaryota, Metazoa, Chordata, Actinopteri, Cyprinodontiformes, Poeciliidae. Gene Ontology annotation, biological process: T cell costimulation; cell surface receptor signaling pathway; negative regulation of T cell proliferation. The record is from RefSeq and is a predicted model, not a curated record. Gene Ontology annotation, cellular component: external side of plasma membrane. The coding region runs from base 87 to 1172 and encodes 361 amino acids. The transcript has 5 exons.